Messenger RNA from Daphnia carinata, 2319 nucleotides. RefSeq lists its product as uncharacterized. The coding region runs from base 1 to 2319 and encodes 772 amino acids. The transcript has a single exon. The record is from RefSeq and is a predicted model, not a curated record. NCBI's taxonomy places the organism in Eukaryota, Metazoa, Arthropoda, Branchiopoda, Diplostraca, Daphniidae.
AUGAAAGAUAGAUUGCAACAUCAGAAUGUUCGCUGCAACCAAACAACAAAUGAAGCAGAUGAAAGACGAGAAGUUAACAGACAGCAAAUUAUUAGUUACGGACGAGUUGAAAAUGACGAAGAUAUAGAACAACUUCAAGAGGAGACUAGAGCAAGGAUGGCUCAGAUUUCUUUACAAAGAGAGGAAGAACAUGAUGAAAUGCUGCAUCUACAACAAGCAAAUGAGGCUGAACACCCGGCAGAAAUGGUUAUUGUUGAGACAGAAGAAGAGCGACAACAUCGUUUGGAAUAUCUUGCGCAAAAUCGAACUAAUCGAGCAACGAGAACACACCAAGCUGCUCAGAAACAAAUAGACAACGAAUAUUUUGUACCAGUUCAUCACUGUGGAAAAAUGGACGAGGUCUGUGAUUACUGUGGCGCAAGACAUUUCAAAGGAGAGAAAACGUCUGAUCGAAAGUUCCGCAUUUGUUGUUCAAGAGGAAAAGUCAUUCUUCCUCCACCUAGAGAAUGCCCUGAAUUGCUAUACCAUCUCUUCACCGACAGUCAUCCAAAAUCUCCUCAUUUCUUGAAAAUGAUAAGAAAUUACAAUAACGCUCUUGCCUUCGCAUCCAUGGGAGCACAAAUCGACAGUCCACCAGGUCGCGGCCCCUAUUGCUUUCGAAUCCACGGGCAGAUAUAUCACAAUACAACAGCUAUUGGAUACCAACACGAAGACAAUGCUCCAAAAUACGCCCAACUGUAUUUCAUUGAUUCUUCUCAGGCAAACGAAUUUCGGGCCAGUAAUCCUGCCAACGUUCGCUGUGACCGUUUUCUGAUGGAACAAUUGGAUUCUCUUCUUCGUCAAUGUAAUCCCUAUGCUGCCAUGUAUAAGAAUAUGAGUCAAAUGGCAGCCGAGGAGGAUCUUCUUGCCGAAAUGGAGGGUAGAAGACCCAUGGAAAUUGGAAUGAUUAUCCGUAAUGACCGUCGGACACAGGAUGAGAGGCGUUACAACAGCCCCACAGGAGAAGAAAUAGCAGUGGUUUUCAAAAGCAUUGAUGGUGCUCCACCCGAAAAUAGGGAUAUACGCGGCCAUCUCUUAAUUCCACGAAGAGGAAAUCGAUUCAUUCUAAUCGACACUCAAAAACCAAUGUGCGAUCCCAUGACAUAUCCAUUACUCUUUCCUAAUGGAGACAAUGGCUGGGAUCAGAACAUGAUUCACACCAAUCCAGCUAUUUCAGAUAACUACCAAAAUAAUGAAAGCAAUUGCUCACAAGAAGAUGAUAUGAUGGAUUGUGAAGCUCAAGUUCUAUGUGAUACUCCAGAUAAUCCUGUACCAGACGUUGUAGAACCGGAACUGGAACCGGAAGAUGCCCUUGAUAUAGACCCUGAUGCACCUGUAGUGAGAAGAGUUGGUCAUCGGUCAAGAAUCACACAAUGCGAAUUCUAUAGCAGCAGAAUGUCCAUUCGUGGAUACUUCAACGCAGCCUUAUACGGCGGUCCACUCACUCAGCAGUGGAUAGUUGAUUCGUACGUUAAAGUUGAAGCUAACCGAGUGAAGUAUGUUCAGACACAUCAGGCAGAUCUACACGUCGCGCAGUACAAUGGACUUAUGGAUUAUUUGAAUACUCGAGCGGAAAGAGAGAACAUGACUGUCGGGACUUCGGUCAUCUUACCAUCAUCUUUCAUUGGAAGUCCAAGGGCCAUGAAGCAGGGGUACCAAGACGCGAUGGCUAUUUGUGGAAAAUUUGGAAAGCCCACCUUUUUCCUUACUUUUACCUGCAACCCGAAAUGGCCAGAGAUCACAGAAAAUAUUGAAGCUUACCAAAUUCCAUCGAAUAGGCCUGAUAUUGUUUCAAGAGUCUAUCAUCUUAAACUGAAAGAAUUAAUAAAGGAUAUUCAAGAACGUCAAAUUUUGGGGAUUAUUGUUGCGAGGAUUCAUGUCAUCGAAUUCCAGAAGCGUGGUCUUCCACAUGUCGAUCUACUGAUGUGGAUAGAUGAGAAUGACGUUCCAACAACUGAAGAAGAUAUAGACACAUCUUCUUUCGACAAGACGAUAUGUGCUGAAAUUCCGGAUCCAGAAGUGAACCCGAUACUUCACAAGAUUGUAAUGAGCAACAUGAUUCACGGCCCAUGCGGAAAGGAAAUUAAUCGCAAUUCUCCUUGCAUGGAUGGUGAUAUAUGCACAAAAUUGUUUCCAAAACCAUUUGCGGAAGAAACGAUCAUCAACGGAAAUGGAUAUCCCACUUAUCGAAGGAGAAAUAACGGUCGUAGCUACUCGCUCAAUAACAACAGCAGCAGUCACCGAGUGGACAACAGCUGGGUCGUCCCCUACAACCCUUAA